AUGGCACAAAAGGAGGCAAUCGAAGGAUUAUCAUGUCCAACCAAAAUCCCACAUUGGCGACUAGUUUGGGACCAAAGCCUUGUCACAGCAGAUGUGCGAGAUUAUCCCUAUCCCGGAUCAGGCACCGAGGACGAUCCCUAUUGCGUGUCUUGGAUACCAAACGAUCCCCGAGAUCCAAUGAAUUUCACCAACUCCAAAAAGUGGCUCAUCACUGGCCUCGUCGCAUCGUCAACUUUGGGUGUCGCCCUCGUCUCUUCUGCCUUUACCGGAGGUUCUUCCGCAAUUAUGGCAGAGUACGAUGUGAGUCAUGAGGUCGUAACACUGGGUGUGUCAUUAUUUGUGCUUGGUUUUGCCAUUGGGCCGCUCCUCUGGGCUCCACUGAGUGAAGUGUUUGGUCGCCAAAAAUUUUUCAUCACGACGUACGGCGCCAUGUCCUUCUUUAAUGCUGCCGUGACAGGUUCACAAAAUAUACAAACAAUUUUGGUCCUCCGUUUCUUUGCCGGAGCAUUUGGCGCGUCCCCAUUGACCAACGCGGGUGGUGUUAUCGCUGACAUGUUUGCGCCGUCGCAGCGCGGCCUUGCCAUGGCUCUCUUUGCAUCUGCGCCCUUCCUAGGCCCCGUUAUUGGCCCUCUUGUUGGUGGAUUCCUCGGCAUGACUGCGGGCUGGAGAUGGGUGCUUGGUUUUCUCGCCACUUUCUCCGGAGUUCUGUGGAUAGUGGGCUCAACCCUGAUUCCCGAAACGUAUGCCCCGGUCCUUUUACGACGACGGGCAAAAGUGUUGUCGAAAAUAACCGGAAUGGCUUACAGGAGUAACCUUGAUAUCGAUAGGGCUCCGGUUCAGCUCCGUGCAGCAUUCGCAACAGCCUUGUCACGCCCCUGGAAACUGCUGUUCCGAGAGCCAAUUGUCUUUUUGCUUUCAAUGUAUAUGGCGAUCAUUUAUGGCACCCUAUAUAUGCUCUUUGGGGCAUUCCCCAUUGUCUAUGAACAACACAGAGGCUGGAACCAGGGCAUCGGGGGCUUGUCGUUUCUUGGGGUACUUGUAGGCAUGCUUUUUGCCCUCGUCUACACCGUUCCCGAUAACAAGCGAUACAUUAAGGCCAUAUUGAAGAAUGAUGGCCGAGCAAUCCCUGAAGCCCGCCUCCCUCCCUCUAUUCUCGGUGGAAUUGCUAUUCCUGUGGGCCUUUUCUGGUUCGCUUGGACAAACUCGCCAUCACUCCCCUUUAUGGCGAGUAUCGCAGGUGGUGUGCCAUUUGGAUUUGGCAUGGUUCUCGUCUUUUUGAGUGUGUUGAAUUAUCUUAUCGAUGCAUAUACGAUCUACGCAGCUUCGGUCCUUGCAGCAAGCGCUGUAGUUCGCUCUCUAUUCGGUGCGGCAUUUCCCCUGUUUACGACUCAAAUGUUCCAAAACCUUGGCAUACAUUGGGCUUCAUGUAUCCCGGCUUUUCUUUCACUUGCCUGUGUACCAUUCCCUUUCAUCUGUUACCAGUAUGGCAAGGAGAUUCGUCGGCGCUGUAAAUAUGCUGCAGAGGCAGAUGACUUCAUGCGCAAACUGUCUGAGAAGAGUAAAGAGGAAGUGCCCGAAAUCAACGGUCAGAUAGAUGAUUCAAACCCAGAGGCUCAUGUCGCCAGACCAGAGUCCCCGCCCCCAAUUCUAUCAAGAAGGUCGCUACAUCUCGUCCCUACAGUGGAAUAUGAAGGGAACCCCUUCGACAUUGAUCGCGUCAACACUCGUGACUAG
Messenger RNA from Aspergillus piperis CBS 112811, 1734 nucleotides. Its product is annotated as MFS transporter. Gene Ontology annotation, molecular function: transmembrane transporter activity. Bases 1 to 1734 code for a protein of 577 amino acids. The transcript has a single exon. Gene Ontology annotation, biological process: transmembrane transport. NCBI's taxonomy places the organism in Eukaryota, Fungi, Ascomycota, Eurotiomycetes, Eurotiales, Aspergillaceae. The record is from RefSeq and is a predicted model, not a curated record.